Molecule: messenger RNA, 2967 nt
Organism: Danio rerio (zebrafish)
Lineage: Eukaryota; Metazoa; Chordata; Actinopteri; Cypriniformes; Danionidae
Source: RefSeq, a predicted model, not a curated record
AAGUAUGAGCAAAACGCCUGAGAACAGCGCCUCCGCGGCGCGGCCGGUAUUUCCGGUUGCGUCGUCCUAACAUCGGCCGGACAGCGUUUCCGAUCAUUUGCCGACGUCGCGGCGACAUUUUGCCAAUUAGCAAACGCUCCCUGAACGACAUCGCACCGAUGGAAUUUUGAAAAUCGGCACGACGUCGGCCCAACUGUUUGGUCUGUGCUGGUGACGCUGUGCCGUCAGAAAGUUCACCUUUCCAAGAUAUUUCGUGUGGUGAAUUAGACAUGGAUCCACUGUUGCCCACCCUGAGCAUUGUUGACACCAGUGUGCCACAGGACAGACAACAGUGCUUUCUUAAAGCAUCGAAGGACGCCAAGACCCUGGCCUCUCGCAACAGGUGCUUCGAGUGGAACACUAGCCAGGACAAAAAAACUGCUUGUGAGGAAGCUAAAAAAAGAUGCCAGCACAUUACUUGUACGCCAUCUGAGGUCCAGUAUCUCGGCCAGCUCAUUCUAAACUUUGGCAAGUACAAUGGACAAAGUUUUAAAUGGCUGGUGGAGAACGACGUUGGCUACAUUAAAUAUGUGCUGGAUCUACACAUCAAGGAGCGUCGCCAUCAAGGAAGAAAAGAGGGCCCAGGUGAGUAUAUAAAGGAUCUUCUGUUACAGUAUGUGCAACUGUUUCCACAGGUUUCCUGCCACCUCGAGGUCAACGUCGAAAGGGCCAUCUACGGUCAGGGCCGCUUCAGAUCCUUCACGUUCCUGGAGAUGUGGCAGUGGUACAGCCUGCACAAGACCCUGCAGGCGGAUCCACAAGCUGGUAGUGCCCAAGAAAAGAAGAUGGCACAGGAGGCGUUCUGCUCUGUGCGGCAGUGGCUGACGAUGAAGGAGGAGGACAUCAGCGUCAAGACACUGAAGCGGUUCCGGCAGUACAUUCUCAACAAAGAGAAACCCCUAGAAGACAGGCCUCUUCCUGCAGCGGCGGCCAGCUCCAGCUCGUCGGGAUCUAGAGGUGAUGGUGGAUGGGAGGAUGAUGCGCUACUGGUGGAAGCCCUCAGUGCUUUCGAAGCACAAGCAGUUGAGGACAAAGGCAGUCUGCCGAAGAAACCACUCAGCUUCUCUGAAAGACAAGGAGCCGGGGAAGCAAAGAGAAGAAAACGUUCCUGUGAAGAUCUGUCACAGAAGCCACACUCAGACUCUCCACUGUCUGCUGCUCCUGCGUCGACUUCUUUAUUGGAGGCUCCUGCAUCAGCCUCAUUAGUUCCUGGCCAGUCUUCGUCAUCGGCUCCUGCAUCAGCCUCAUCAGUUCCUGGCCAGUCUUCUUCAUCGGCUCCUGCAUCAGCCUCGUCAUUUCCUGCCUCGGCUUCUUCAUCGGCUCCUGUAUCAGCCUCGUCAGUUCCUGCCUUGGCUUCUUCUUCGGCUCCUGCAUCAGCCUCGUCAGUUCCUGCCUCGGCUUCUUCAUCGGCUCCUGCAUCAAACUCGUCAGUUCCUGCCUCGGCUUCUUCAUCGGCUCCUGCAUCAGCUUCUGUGUCAGCUUCUGACGUUCAACCUAGAAGGUCAUCUGGUGGGUCAACACACAGUGACCCAGCACAUUCUGAGGUGUUAUUUGAGGGUUGGCACAAGAUGUGGGAGUCUGGUCUUCAUGGGCUGCCCAGUGCAGACAUACUGUGGCUUAAGGAGGAUGCUGAAAGGGGACUCUUUCAGAGGGCCAUGUCUUAUAAAGACAAACAUGGAAACAGAAAGUGGAGGAAAGUCCUGAAGGAUGACCGGAUGUGGUUUCACCCUCCAGAAUUUCCUGGAGUGGUGGAAGGAAAAGUCCCCUCAGCAGACUCCUUUUUUCACAGCUCCGUUUUUUUCUUGAGAUCAGUCGGUGUGUGGCGUUACAGUCUUCGGUGCCCAAGGUCUGACUGCCCAGCACGCACCAAUCAGAAGGCUUUUCUCUACCGUUGUGGGUAUUCAUCCACGGUAAGACAGAUCUGCCACAUGUCUGGCUGGUACUCCAUGCUGACUGAGGUCCUGGCAUGCAACGCCUGUAGAAAGGCUGCAAAGGAGUCGGAAGAGCAUACUAUUGGUCGUUUCCUGUCAUGGGAUCAGUGCAUCCUUAAUCAGCUCAGUCCAGCUCACAGAGCGGUGUUUCCUGCUGUCUUGACGCUACGGCGUGGCGUGGACAAGCAGGUGAUCCGCCUGAUGAGGGAUCGCACUGAGGGAAACACCAUGGUGAAAGUUUGGAGACAGGUGCAGGAGAGCCACUGCGAGGACUAUCUGCAGAGAAAGGACUUGUACACCACUCUUCUCAGCCAGUACAACAAACCUGGGAAGAUCACUCGGAGUUUGUGCCAGCAGUUCCAGCGACCACCAGCACGGAGAGAGCCGCCAUCUGCCAGACUGAUGAGAAAGGCGUUCCUUAUCUCAGAGGCAGAUAACAUCGAGGACUACCGUACUCAGAUUAUGUCCACAUUUGGGCAAGUCCUGAAGUACGACUCCACCAAGAAGAUCUGCAAGAAACUCUCCGGCGAUGGAAAAGGCACUGCAGAGUUGUGUACCAAUGUGGCCAACGAGCAGGGGCAGAUCCUCAUAUCUGUUCUCACCUGUGAGGAGUCAUUGGAGAAGAUGAGGCCGAUGGCUGAAGGCCUCAUGGAGAGGUACAGGAGAGCUGACGAGGCACCGCCUGAGCUCAUGUAUGUGGAUCGUGGCUGCUGUCGCGUCCACGCUGUGUCCUCGGUUGAGCAGCUCUUCAGUGACUGGACGGACAGGGGCAUGCUGGUACGGCUGGACAUCUUUCAUUGGAUCCAUCGAUUCGAUGCAGCCCUACGGACAGAUCAUCAUCCAAAGUAUGCCCUGUUCAAGUCUGCCCUCUCUGCUGCCGUCUUUGCCUACAACAAAGACGACAUGGCUCUUCUGGUACAGGCGAUACGUGCCGGUCACUAGAGAUGCGCGGAUGGGCUAUUAUUUCAUCCGCAACCGCAUCACAAAACUCAUCAUC